Molecule: messenger RNA, 1449 nt
Organism: Saprolegnia parasitica CBS 223.65
Lineage: Eukaryota; Oomycota; Saprolegniomycetes; Saprolegniales; Saprolegniaceae
Exons: 8
Coding region: 24-1400 (458 amino acids)
Biological process (GO): protein processing
Cellular component (GO): nucleus; membrane
Molecular function (GO): aspartic endopeptidase activity, intramembrane cleaving
Source: RefSeq, a predicted model, not a curated record
GCGCUCGUACUUCAAGAGCCAAGAUGAACGCGACAAGCGUCCCGCUGAUGGCGCCGCCGACGCGCCAGGCGCCCGAAGACAUGGAGGCCGGUAGCAUCGACGUCCAUGACAUCCUGCACUCGCUCGGCUCGUUCCGCGCGGUGCUCCUGCCCGUGACCAUGACGAUGCUCCUCUCGAGCCUUGCUUCGGCCGUGCUCACGGACCCAGAGACCGCCGAUCAGAUCGCCCACGCCUACCUGGUGUACCUCCCGGAAGACGGCGAGUCGGACGGAUCGCUCCUCGGGCAUGCGAUUGUGAACGCCCUCGCGAUCGUCGGCGUCUUUGUCAUUGCGACCUUUGUCAUUGUGUUUUGCUACAAAUUUCAGUUUACCAACUUCCUCGUCGGCUACAUGUUCUUCUCGUCGGCCGUCUUGCUCGGGGUCCUCGGCGGCCACCUCGCGACCGUCCUCCUCGAGCGCCUCGACGUCGCCGUCGACAUUCUCUCGUGGUCCAUCGUCAUGUACAACUUUGCGAUCGUCGGCGUCCUCUCCAUCUUUUACCAAAAGGGUCUGCCCAUGUCGGUGACGCAGUCGUACCUCGUGGCGGUCUCGGUCAUCAUGGCGUGGCAGCUCAGCAAGUUUCCAGAGUGGACCACGUGGGCGCUUGUCGUCGUGCUCGCCUUCUACGACCUCUGCGCUGUGCUCACGCCGUGCGGGCCGCUCAAGUGCCUCGUGAACCUGAUUCAGUCCGAGGGGCGGCCGCUGCCAGGCCUGCUCUACGAGGCCGAAGUGCAGACGCGCUUUGAUCACACGGAGCCCAAGUACUACCAGCACGGCGGCCCCUUGCCGUCCGUCACAGCAACAGCAACGACGGCUUCAGACGUCUGCAGUUUUGCCCGCCGGCGGUCCAAGCCCCAGGACGAAGACGACGACAGUCUCGAGACGGAGGCGCAGACCGAGCCGCUCUUGCCGCCCCCUGUCGUCCUGAAGCCCAAGACGAGCGUUCGCGACCGGCUCGUUGCUUUCUACACCGCCUACAACCCCGACGCACUGGACCGCGUCGACAGCAUCUUGGCCAUGUACGAGGGUCGUGAAGGCGACCUCUGGCGCGACCUCGAACGCAAGUACGGCCUCGACACCGACGACGAGGAGGACAAUACGAUCAAGCUCGGGCUCGGGGACUUCGUGUUUUACAGCGUGCUCGUGUCGCGCGCGGCGCUCUACGACGUCUCAGCCAUGUGGGCGUGCGCCGUCGCGAUUCUCAUGGGCCUCGGCGGCACGCUCUUCCUCCUUGGCAUUCACAAGCAGGCGCUGCCGGCGCUCCCGAUCUCCAUCUUGCUCGGUGUCGCCGUCUACUUUUGGAUGCGCUGCGUGCUCUUCGACUUUAUGAACAUGACGCUCGCGCUCGGCAUCGAGAUGUGAGAGAUCGGAUAGAGUUGUCACGCUCAAUGCACGCAAACCAUUUGACCUG